AUGGACUCAAUAUUUCAGCAAGGUGAAGGAGAACGUGCCAUCUUUCUCCGACAUAUGAUGCAAUCAUUUGGCUGCACUUAUAUUUGCCUUUGGUCCUUCUUACCCCAUCCAUCCAAAUGCUUAAUAUUUUUGGAUGGUGUGUCCCGCGAACAAAGCAGCCCGGCAAGUUCAUCGUCUGGAAGCAAUCUUUCUGGAAAGCUUUUCGAAGCAUACUGUCAAUCAGUACACUAUGUUGAUAACGGGAGAGUUCCUGGAUUUGCUUUCAAGCAUAAUCUUCCUUUCAUGGAGCUGAAAUUACUAGACCUUUAUAGACUUGCAUCCAAUGAAGUUCAGCUUCAAUUUUAUGGGGCAGCAGGGAUUAAGACUGUCGUGCUUAUGGGGCGCGCGAGGGGAGAGAUCGAGAUUGGCAUGUCCAGUGACGCUCAAGUGGAUUUCGAAAUGGAGAUGAAAAAUCGAUUCCCUCUCGAUUUCUCAAGACGGGUACCCCAGACGACAGAACAAAACCGGGGUUCAUCAUCUUCGUCGUCACCGAGGUCAUUAUCAGUCAAUAGCUCCGAGUACUCGCCUCUACUUUUUAACGUUCCGGCCGCUUCUUUUGUAACACCAGAGGCAUCAAUAGAGCCACUUGUUGAGAACACGAAAUCUCUUGGACUAUUGGCAGUGCCAUCAGCUUCAAUCACAACCAGCCCUCUUCACGAAGCCCUACAUACCUUAAGCCAAAUGCGAAACAUUCAAUUCCCAACCAUAGAGAGUGAAGAUGCAGCAAUGACAAAGGCAAUUCUUGCUGUGUUAUCUUCUCCGGCUACUUCAUCGUUGUCUUCUUAUCAAACAACGCUAAAUAUGCCUCACAUUCCUCCAAUAAUAAGCCAUAAACCUAGUGCAUUUUCAAGUUACAGGCAGGGUUUAUCCCCUAUGUUAAUGCCAACUGCAGCCAGAACCAACAAAAAACAGAAUUUGUUCAGAAGAGCAAUGCUUUUCUUCAGAAACUUGGACAUGAUUCGAAGGCAACAAGAACUGGUUCAAGUUGGAAACCUACCAACGACGAUGCAAUUACACCACAUGAUAUCUGAACGAAGACGACGCGAAAAAUUAAAUGAAAUCUUCCAAAUCCUGAGAUCAUUUCUCCCUCCAGGAUCAAAGAAGGAUAAAGCUUCAGUGCUAAAUAACACAGUCGAAUACUUGAGUUCAUUGAAAAAACAAGUGGAAGAACUUAGCAAGAAAAAGCAGAUAUUGGAGGCUCAGCAUUUACCUCCAAGAUCUGAAGCCACUGGAGAUAAUCUUCAAACGGGAGAUUCUUCAUCAGUUGAAAGGCUGACAAAUGUUCGAAUUACGCAUGUUUCCACUUCAACAUCAGAAUCAAGAAUGUUGGAUGUGAAUGUGACGACAAAUGGAGAAUGCAGCUUGUUAGAUUUGGUUACUCGCAUCAUAGAGUUCUUGAAACCGCAGAAUAAUGUGAGCUUAAUAUCUGUCGAAGCAGACACCAGGCUGAUGGGAGAAUCGACCAACUCAGUACAUGGAAUCAUGUUCAGAUUGAGAAUUGAGGGACAUGAUUUUGACGAGUCUAGUUUCUACGAAGCUCUAAAAAGGGUUGUUGAUGACGUGAUACGGUAA
Molecule: messenger RNA, 1611 nt
Organism: Fraxinus pennsylvanica
Lineage: Eukaryota; Viridiplantae; Streptophyta; Magnoliopsida; Lamiales; Oleaceae
Source: the annotation of a GenBank genome assembly